CAAUAAUAGAAUAAUCCAUGGAUCAUCUUUCUCAUCAAUAACAGAUAAACCAUGGAUCAAUGUCAAUUCAUCUGAUAUCACGGACGGAGAGUCGGUGAAAGUGCUCUGUGGAGUUCCCAUUGAUUACACUGGAGGCUUCUGUCGCCUCUACAGAGAUAAAAGCAAGACCCCUUUAAAAAAAUUGCAGACUAACUCCUAUGUUUGCGAGUUCUUGAUGUCCUCUCGUGAACUCUUGGCUGGAAGACCAGUAGGGACCAGAACAACUGUUCGAUGUGACUACACUUUGCAAAACUAUGUGUCCGUGUCAAGUGACAAUAGCGUAGUGGUGGUGUGGGGCAUUGCUGAAAAGCCAGCACUGACAAUGAGUCCACAGGUGGUUAUGCUUGGUGGCAGGGUCCACAUGCACUGUAAAGCCCCUCGAUACGAGGCUUCUGAAUGUAAGGUGUACAGGGACACAUCGUACUUGAGUGACGUCCCAUGCAGGCAUCAGAUAAAGGCGGAAACCCUGAUGCGGUGGGGGCCCAUCUCCUUAUUCAAUGAGAUCUCUAUUCAUUGCAAAUACACUGAGGAAGGACGGGAGUACUUUCAAACAAAUCCAAGUGAUGCCAAGAAGAUAUUAGUAGUGGAUCCCUCAAAGUUGCCGAUUUCCUCAGACCAGACAAAUGGCACAUUUGUCUGUGAGGUCCCAGCCCGUGUUCAGGACUUUGUGCUGCUGCACACAGGCAAUAAGACCCUCAACCUGGAGAUGGGUGGCAAACUCGUGCUUGAAGCCAUAAAUAACAGCACAGGCCCAUUUAAUCAGACAUGUCUAAGCAUUUAACCUGUCUACUAUGUAUAUACUGGCAUCUGCCAGCAAAUGAAUAGACCAUAGCUUACAUAGGUAUUAGGUAGUCUGUUCAUUUUAAAUGGCUGGCAUACUGACAUGCUUCUGUGCAAAAGUUUGCAACAAUGCAGGUAUUGAUCGUAAUGGGAGAGAACAAUGAAUGUUAAUUUUGGAAACAAUGCCAUGGAGGAAAUUGUGCCAAUUUCUGUUAGCUUCUGACAAGAAAUCUCCAUAAAUACCUUUGAACAA
Messenger RNA from Conger conger (European conger), 1072 nucleotides. RefSeq lists its product as uncharacterized. Lineage: Eukaryota; Metazoa; Chordata; Actinopteri; Anguilliformes; Congridae. Bases 215 to 820 code for a protein of 201 amino acids. The record is from RefSeq and is a predicted model, not a curated record. The transcript is spliced from 3 exons.